GCCUUAAACUGCACAGUGCACAUUUUACACGCAUCGCGACCAGGCUAACGUAUAUAACGACGAGUGGGGAGUGUUCUUCCGACAAACACGGCUGGGACAGAUAGAUAGCGGGUGUACUACAUAUUAUCGCUGCCCACACCGACUGGCGGCGGACAUACCGGUUUGGUAGCCUGCUUUCGUCUUAUCAAUAACUGUCAUUUUCUUCCCACCGCUAUGACAGACCAUGCACGUAAUUAACUGACUGUAAACAUUUAAACUCUUCGGCGGGAGGCCAAAUUCACGUCCAAUGUGAUCUCAGUUUUAUUUCAUUCCACCCGCUGCACCCGAAUCGGAUUUAUAUACGUCGGCUGUCCAACGAAAUAUGGGCGAAAUGGAAGAAAUUGUGAUGACAUCGAUGAAAAAGAAUGGACAAGCCAUGGUCCGAUUGGAUAGAAAAAAGAAAUCGGACAUAAAUUAUAGUCACGUGCAUCACGUGGCAGGAGGACCUUACAGGGGGAUUCUUAUUAAUAAAAUGGCUGAAAAUUUUGACAGUGUUCAAGAGGAAGAUGCCCGAAUUGAGUUCCUCGCCUACAUUGCCGACAGAGAGCGAGAUCGCUCAAUACAGGACAAAUGGUGUCUGAGAUUUUGGUUUCGGAAUGGCGUGGAGGGCAUCAAGAAGAAAAAUAUGUCUACAGAGUACUUCCAGGAACUCUUCAACGCGUCCACGCUGCCAAAGAAUUACAUCGGCUUCAUCAAGCGAGCGCUGGUUCUGCUACAGAAGUAUCGGCUGGUGACGCGGAUCGAGCUGGAGGUACAGCCCAACAGCGGGGACAUGGAGGAUGAGGAUCUUCCGCCCAUCAUGAGUUUCACAUCUGUCUACACACCGGCCGCCUACACCUACCAGUUUGUCCCGCAAGUACCCAUAUCGAAGAAGGAUUUUCUCACAUUCAAGGUCAAGGCCGCGGGAGAGGCGCACGUGGCGCUGUCGGCAGUUUACAGCGACUUACAGUACAAGACACACGAAAUCGUCCUCGGUGCGGAAGGGAACACGAAAUCGGUGUUGCGCGAAGGGUCCCUCGGAAAGAUCCUGGCAGAGGCCAAGACGAUAAACGUUCUCAGCGAGAAACACUUCCGCUACUUCUGGAUUAGCUGGAAGAACCAGAGGAUACAGGUGGGCAGAGGUGCCAAGUAUGGCGUGAAGACUUUCCUAGACUGGCCGGUACCGGCAGACAAACGGUUCAACAUCAGCUCACUGGCAGUAUCCACCGGCCGGAUGUCCAAGGGACGCUGGGAGUUUGCUGAUAUCCUAGAGGAGAAAGAUCUGGAGAAGUCGUUGAGACGGAACAAGAUCCGGGAGUCGUUGUUGUGGCUGGCCAAGAAACAGCGCAUGUUGCAGACGCUGGAAGACGCGUACCCGAAUCCGGUUGACGUGAACAGCAUUUUCAAGCGGAGUAACGUGAAGCAGUCGGACUCCAUCCAAGGCAUCGUGAUGCUGAAGGAGCUGGAGAGGAGAGGAUUAAUCCAGGAGAUCGAGAAGGGCCUGUGGAUCCGUGUCCAGUCCACGGGGCAGCAGGUCGCUCACGAGGUAAUCAUAGUUAAAGAUCUGCCGACCUUGACCGGAAAGGAGCAGCCGACAAUUGCUGUCAUCACCGGACUGUACUGUGAGAAACUGGCUGUAGACGCCAUGAUGGACGAUAAAAAGACAUACAUCAAGUUCAAAACAGAAGGAGGAACCAUGGGGGAGUCGCAGGUGUACACGGUGGGGCGUAUCGGCAACUACAACGUGGUGUCCACCAAACUGUCACGACUAGAGAGCGGUGAACAGGGGGAGAUAGCAGCUGAAAACACCGUCACCAGGCUGUUAGGGACCUUUAACAAAGUGGAUCACGUUUUCGUCUGUGGGGUGGGCGGUGCAGUUCCUCACUUCUCCGACUUCGACAAGCACAUCCGUCUGGGCGACAUCGUCGUCUCCAUGCCAUCCGAGCAGAACUGCGGCAUGUACAUAUACUGUUCCAGGGUGGAGAAGAUCUCAGACACCGCAGGUUACAGCUACCUGACGCGGGCCUGGGACCCGAGAUACGACACCCUGCAGAAGGUCGUGCACAAGCUACAGGAGGAGGUCAAGUCGAAUCCCACCGGCACGACGCCUUGGGAGAAGUACAUAGAACAAGGCCAAGCGGUUCUCAGAGGGCAGGAGUCCAACUUCCAGCGUCCCAAGAUCUGGACGGACAAGUUAUUCUACUCGAAGCCUGAUGGAACCUUGGUGCAACUGGACCAUCCCAGACCUAAGGGACUGGCCGCCAAGGCGUACGUGGAAGGAAAGGUCCGCGUCGCUUAUGGCGCCAUUGCCUCUGGAAGGAUCGUCUCGAAGAACCAAGAGUUGAAAUUCGACUUCUCCCACAUGAACGGGGUUAGGUGUUUCGACCACGAUUACGAAGCGGUCAUAGACUCUCUGGAAGGAAACCGGAACGAUAGUUUCCUCAUCAUCCGGGGCAUGUGUGACUAUGUCGAUGGGAGGAAAAAGGAAUGGCAGCCAUAUGCAUCUCUGGUCUCUGCUGCUUACAUGAAAUCCGUUAUCAUGGCGCUGUGAUUGUGAUCCGGGGCCAUGGACAGAGAUUUGAUAUAAUGUAAUAUGAAACAAAGUUUUCUAACUGGGGAUACAACGAUGCCUUUUCUGCAACUAUGAAUAUAUCUUGCUUCCAUAAUUCCAUAAUUCUGGCUGCGCCCUUUGACACAGUGAAUGCAGGUCCGUAGAAAGGAUAUUUCGAAUAAGGUGGAGCUGGGCUGUUUAGAGGAGUGCAGGAGAAUCUUCUUUAAAAAAAUUUAUAUAUUUGGAUGGUCAUCUUAGAAUCUACAAAACUAAUAUCAAUGCUUUAAAUAACCAUUGCUGGCUCUUCUUUUACAUACAACAGUAACAUGUACAUAAAAGUUGAAUCUAAAAAGUAAAUAUUACUUGAUCAUGAUCUUCAAGUUAGGGGAACCGGCUUGCCCUCCUAGUUCCCACGGGCCUGGAAUGCAAUAACGAAUCAAUCCAUCGCUCUAUCACCAGUAAAGGGGAGCAAACAUAAUUCACCAGCAAGUCUGUAGACUGUUUCCUUGUCACAUUGACCAUAGAACACGUGUUACUAAAAGUAACGUGAACAUUGGUGCUGACUGUCAAAACAACAGUGGACAAGUGUGGCAUUAUAAACACAUGAACUCUCUCUUCUCUCUUGGAUCGUCCAGUAAUACAUGCAAACUUGCCCAAAUUUAGUGCUCAUCCGCAAUACAUUUUUUUUCUUCAGUAUUUUGUAUAAUUUGUCAGUAUUGAAUUAAAUGUGUUAAUAUAUAUACAA
This is a messenger RNA of Gigantopelta aegis, 3314 nucleotides long. RefSeq lists its product as uncharacterized. The record is from RefSeq and is a predicted model, not a curated record. Bases 362 to 2569 code for a protein of 735 amino acids. Gene Ontology annotation, molecular function: catalytic activity. The transcript is spliced from 12 exons. Lineage: Eukaryota; Metazoa; Mollusca; Gastropoda; Neomphalida; Peltospiridae. Gene Ontology annotation, biological process: nucleoside metabolic process.